UCAAUAAUGAUUAAAAAAGUAAAGGAAGAGAAUAAUGAGAUUCAAUAUGAGUACAAAAGACAGUCAUCAACCCUCACCCUUAAGACCCAUCGACCCCUUUGGUUCCUAUUCCCUGGUCUUGGAGGACAGUGGGUCGGUAUGGCUAAGGCUUUGAUGCCAAUCAAGGGAUUCGCAGAUAAGAUAGAGGAAUGCCAUGAAAUACUCAAACCAUUUGGUGUGGAUUUGAAGUAUCUGUUGCUGUCCGAUGACAAGGCCUCCAUGUCGUCGAUGACCAACAAAUUCUGUGCCACAACUGCUAUAGAGAUAGCACUCUUUGAUUUGGUCACAUCCCUGGGUAUUAUUCCGGACGGAAUUAUAGGCCAUUCGUUCGGUGAGAUCGCCUGCGCUUACGCUGACGGCGCCCUCACCACCAGAGAAGCACUUCUCGUCACUUAUAUAAGAGGUGUUGUCACCGAAAGUGAUAAAAAGAUACCCAAAGGUCUGAUGGCUGUGGUCGGCAUGUCUUGGUCUGAGGCCAAGAAGAUAUGCCCGAAAGGCGUUAGUGUUGUCUGUAAUAACGCGAAGGACACUGUCGUCAUGUCUGGUUUAUACAAUGAGAUGAAAAAACUGGUCGAAGAGCUGAACAAAAAAGGAGUGUUCGUUCGGGAACUGGAGUCCCACGACAUCCCAUACCACAGCGAAUAUCUCGUGACAUCCGCCAAAAGAAUGACGGAUGAGAUCACUAAAUAUUUGCCAAAACCUAAGCUCAGGUCCAAGAAAUGGAUGUCAACCGCGGUUCUGGACUCCGAGUGCGAAGAUAUACUGCGAUACGCGUCGGCCGAGUAUUUCGUCCAUAACCUCAUUAGUCCCGUCUAUUUCUACAACAAACUCAAGACAUUACAAUCGGAUGCCAUAAUCCUGGAGAUCGGACCGCACGCUCUCUUCUCGAAGAUAAUCACCCAAACACUCGAGUCGUCCACUUAUUUGUCACUCAUUAAGAAGGACGCCAACGAAACCAAUUUAGACAUGUUUUUGUCAUCCCUGGCCAAACUCUACGAGUUUGGACUGAACCCCACGAUUGAGAACCUGUACCCGAAGGUGAAGUGGCCGGUGGCCAGAGGCACGCAAUCGAUCAGUUCGCUGAUCCGAUGGGACCACAAACAGACAUAUUUUGUGCGCAAAUUCCCAGACUAUCACUUCAGAGCCACGGCCUCCGACAUGAAUGAAGUGAUUGAUUUGCAGCGAGCUAUCAAAUCCUUUUUGCCCGACCAUAGCAUCGACGGCAAUAUGUUGUUCCCGGCGACCGGCUAUAUGAUGCUCGCCUGGAGACAAUUGGCCGCAUUUCACGGCAAGAUCUGGAACCAAAUGCCGGUUGUCUUCGAGGACGUCCAGUUCAGACGACCCGUCUUUCUGUCGGAUAAUGAUGUGACGCGAAUGAAAGUCAGAUAUUUUCAACACUCGGGUAAAAUCAGGUCGUCCGAUGACUACACACUAAGUGUACAGAAUUUGCUACUCGAGACGGAUGCUAAGAGGGAAUACGAAGUGGUCUUAGAAAACGCUGAUAUCUAUAAGGAUUUGCAUAUUCUUGGCUACGAUUACGGACCCAAAUUCCAAGGCUUGAGAACCAUUAAGACAAAUGACUUCGAGAUCAUAAACGGAGAGGUGCUCUGGGAGGGCAAUUGGAUCACUCUCAUGGACUCAUUGUUGCAGACAAUGGCCGCUGCCAUGCCAUUCAGGAAGAUGAUGGUGCCGGUCAUGAUUAAACAGUUAAGAUGCGAUCCCAGAGUCCUCUACGACGCCGUCACUACCUAUAAGGUGGUCGCCGAAGACAAGGCUGAUGUGGACGAAGAGAAGGUGUUGGACGACGUCAUGGCGACGGAAGACGUCGGAGAGAUAUUGGAAGCAAAUAAUAUACAGAACAUCGAAGAACUCAUUGGACAGGACUUCCAUAUGUAUAAAUCAAUGCUUCCCUUCUAUGUCGAUAUGAACUCCCGGAUGAUUGUGGCGCCGGGUAUUGAGGUGGAAGACCUGAUGGCUCUUCCCAUUCCUCGUAAGACUAAUGUUCAGGACUUGAAACUAGAGUCCUAUCAAUUCGUGGCCAAUGAGGAGUCAGAUGCCAUCGAAGAAAGUCAUAAAAAUCAUAUUAAAGAGUAUUUGAAGGUUUGUUCAUCACUUGUGGCCAAAGCUAAACAUAUCCUCAAAAACGACGGCCACUACGACGGCAAUAAAGUGGAUGAAGAUCUGGUUUGUUCAUCACUUGUGGCCAAAGCUAAACAUAUCCUCAAAAACGACGGCCACUACGACGGCAAUAAAGUGGAUGAAGAUCUGGUUCAGGACUACUUGUCGGACAUGAAAGACGAAUACGUUUUGCUGAAAGUGUUUAACGAAGUGAUUAAACACUCGAGGGAUGAGAACCAGAAUCUGAGCAAAGAUUUGGGAAACGAAAGCCUCAAACAAUUCAUUAAUGAGUUACAAAACAAACCGGAAUUUGAUUUAUCACUGGAUGUCAUAAAUCAAGUCUCAAAGAAUGAGCAUUUGAUUCGAUCUCUUAUUGAUAUCGUCAGUGAGAAUAAUGUUCCCAAAAAGGAAAUUAAAGUCUUGGAAAUCAAUUUGACUAAUGGUUUGUUGGCCGAAGAGGUAGACAACCAGUUGGCGGCGUCGCACAUAUACCCCAUUGAUGUCAGUUAUAACAUUGCCGUCAAAUCUGCGGAUACUCUCAAUGAAAGCUACCGUAAAAAGUCUUUCAAAAUCAACGAAUGGGACCACAAGAAGACCGCUUUCCCCACUGACGUAACCCUUCCCAACCUAUUGAUAGUUAAGGACUCGUAUGAGUUAUGGGAUCUGAAUGUUGAGAAUUUUGCUCAAGAAAUGUAUGACCUGUUGGUCAGCAAAGGCUUCUUAUUGUCUGUAUUCCGGUACAAGUUUACAGAACCAGAGCUGGCGUUGAAUGCAUUGACCGGCAAAAAGGAUUUCAAUAAUGCAGACCUCGAGCAGAGAAUUGCAAACUUUAUGUCCGCCGCCAAGAAAGUGGGCUUUGAGUUGAUUGGCAGCAAAACCGAUGGCAUCGGAUCCAUGGCUGUGCUCUUCCGAAGAAUUGUCACUAAACUGGCAUUUAUUCCAUCGGAGAAAAAUGUCAUUGAAAUCAGUGAUAAAUCGAGUGAAUGGUUUGAAUCAGUGAAGGCCAGGCUCCUGGUUAAGAGGGAGGACGAGAAGGAUGACCAACACAUUUGGCUCAUUGCCAGCAAUACGGCAUUCAAUGGCAUCGUAGGUCUUGUCAAUUGUCUGCGUUUAGAGCCGGGAGGAGACAGUAUUCGCUGUAUCUAUGAUUACGACAAACAAAUCAAAUUCCCCGUUAAUUUCAAUGAGAGUCCCUUCAAAGAGAUUCUCAUCAAUGAUUUGGUCGUAAAUGUUGUCAAAGAGGGACAUAACGGCACUUUCAGACACUUUACUCUGCCUAAGGACUACGACAGAGUUCAGACAAGUGACUACUUCUUAAAUAUCGGACAAAACAGGGACCUUGGUAGUUUGUCGUGGUUUGACUCCAAGAAUUUGGUUCCAAAAUCUACUUAUUAUGACAUUAAUAAUAGAAAAUGCAAACAAAUCCGCUGUAAUAUCUACAGCUCUGGACUCAACUUCAGAGAUGUUAUGCUAGCGACUGGCCGUAUUGUGUCAGGACCUCAGAGUCUGUUCACAGACUGUCUGUUGGGCUUUGAGUUUGGCGGACGUCGUACUGAUAACGGCAAAAGAGUUUGCGGUUUUGAUUUGAGCCGUUGUUUUGCUACGUUUGUGGACUCUAUCGAGGAGUUCAUAUCUCCCAUUCCCGACCACUGGUCGAUGGACGACGCGGUCACUAUACUCAGCACUUAUAGCACCGUUUGGUACGGACUCAUAGAAAGAGCCAAAUUGCAGAAAUACGAGAGUAUUCUCAUCCACUCGGGCGCCGGCGGUGUUGGUCAGGCGGCUAUCACUGUGUGUCAAUACUAUAAAUGCGAUAUUUAUGUGACGGUUGGCACCGACGACAAGAAGAAGUUCUUAAUGACUGAAUACAAUAUCCCAGAGAACAGAAUAUUCAGUUCACGAGACACUCAAUUCAAGUUCAGAAUCAAAGCCCUCACGAAAGGAAAGGGUGUGGAUCUGGUGCUCAACUCAUUGGCCGGCGAUAAACUUGAGGCCAGUUAUGAAUGCGUUGCAGAUUGCGGUCGGUUUGUAGAGAUCGGCAAAUAUGACCUCCAAAUGAACAAACAGUUGGGAAUGUUUUCAUUCCUCAGAGAUAUCUCUUUCAUCGGAGUAUCAGUCGAUAGGAAACUAUUUUUAGUGCCGGGAUUUGCCAAACAGUUCUUCGAUUGGAUGCACGAGAACUGCAACAACGGAAUGAUUAAACCAAUCAAUAGGACUGUCUUUAAGGCCGAGGAGGCGGAAAAGGCUUUCCGUUAUAUGACAACCGGUAAACAUAUGGGAAAAAUCAUUGUUAAGAUCAGGGAAGAGGAGAAUUUUGAGAUCGCACUCAAGGGCUAUAAUCCGACCCAAAGACUGAUGGCAACCACUAAAACAUACUUUGAUAACAACAAAGUUUAUAUAAUUACCGGUGGUUUGGGUGGCUUUGGUCUGGAACUGCUUCAUUGGAUGAUCUUCUUGGGCGCCAGAAAUUUCGUGUUGACCUCACGAUUUGGCGUCAGAAAUAAGUACCAAAAGUUCAUUUUGGAUCGAUUGGAGUCUUUGGGCAAGAAGUUUGAGAUGUUUAAACCAAAUAUCGUGGUCUCGACCCAUGACACCAACACUCUCGAGGGCUCGAAAGCACUGUUCGCUGAGGCCAUCCAAAUGGGAACCAUUGGAGGAGUUUUCCAUUUGGCUCUUGUGCUCAAUGAUUGUCUCAUUGAGAAUCAAACUCACGAUAAGUUUGAGGAAACCGUCGACUCAAAGACUAAGAGUUUCCAGAAUUUCGAUAAAUUGAGUCGAGAAUUGAAUCUAAAUUUGGAUUACUUUGUGGUGUUUUCAUCGGUGAGUUGCGGUAAAGGAAACGCCGGACAAUCCAACUAUGGUUACGCCAACUCUAUCUGCGAACGCAUCUGUGAGUCCAGACGUAAGGAUGGUUUGCAUGGUUUGGCCAUUCAAUGGGGACCUAUCGGUGACGUCGGCGUAAGAGCUGAGCGCUCAACGAUGUCGGGCACAAAAGAGGCCAAAAUGGUUAACCAGAUUUGGUUGGCAUUAGGUAUUGACCCGAAGACCACUCCCGAUCACUUGACUCUCGGCGAGAUUGGUAUGGAGUCUAUGUUUGCUGUGGAACUACAACAGGGAUUGGAAAGGGAUUACGACAUUAAGGUGUCGUUGAGUGACAUUAAGUCAAUUACUGUAAAACUGAUGAAAGACUUCGAGGCCGGAAAAGUGGAAGAAUUGCGAAAAUUCUCAGAAGAAGUGAAGAAUUGUCGGACGAAAUUGAGUAAAAUUAAGUUCAUUAUCCCGACAGAGGUUACCACAAGACUUAAUAGUGUGAAGACUGGGGUUCCGGUCUACUUCUUGCCCCCAUUGGAGGGCAUAUUCGCUUCGUUGGAGGCGUUGGCUGAGAAGAUUGACCGCCCGGUCAUUGGUCUCAAUUGGACUAAAGAUAUGGAGAAAUUGGGUUCACUGAAGGAGAUCACCAAAUAUUACAUGGAUUUACUGAAACAACUGCACCCAAAGGGUGAUUACGAUAUCGUCGGUCACUUCUACGGAGCUCUGAUUGCGAUGAAGAUGUUGCAGAAGGCGCCGGUCGGUAAAGCCGUUAUCAUUGAUAUGUUGUCUGAGGUCCGUAUGGAUGAGGAGAUGCUUUCAGACGACUAUUUGCUGGAAUUGAUCGCCAAAUUCAUAUCAAAGGAUUUGCCGAAACCAUUGAAAGAGAAGAUAUCACGUGAUAUGAACGGCAAGACUGAUGUGAGCGGAAAGUUGACUAAAUUGAGUGAUGAGGUAAAGGACUUUGUGGGCAAAUCGCUGGUCAGCAAAGACUUGGAGGAGAUUCUGAUGAACUCCUUCACGAGAGCCAAACUUUUCACUCAAUAUCGGCUUAAUAUGAAGAAUAAGUUCAAACAGAUUAAGCUGAAUAUGGGCCGAAAGUAUCUGGAAAUGAAAGGCAAAGUACUUAUCAUUAAACCAUUUGAUUUGGCCGAAGAGGACGUGGUGGACACCGCAGACAUAUCUGACCGCAUCAGAGACUCCUAUUUCCUGCCCGAACAGGUUUGUGUCAUUGAGGUCUAG
Messenger RNA from Oppiella nova, 6207 nucleotides. NCBI's taxonomy places the organism in Eukaryota, Metazoa, Arthropoda, Arachnida, Sarcoptiformes, Oppiidae. The record is from the annotation of a GenBank genome assembly.